This is a messenger RNA of Cylicocyclus nassatus, 711 nucleotides long. NCBI's taxonomy places the organism in Eukaryota, Metazoa, Nematoda, Chromadorea, Rhabditida, Strongylidae. The record is from the annotation of a GenBank genome assembly.
AUGUGUUCCAGGCUUCGUCGUGACUGUGGUGGUGCGCAAAGCUGUGGAGGAUCCUCAUAUGGUCCACCACCGACUGCAGCUCCUUAUGUUCCACCACCACCACCGCCACCACCACCGCCACCACCACCGCCACCACCACCGCCACCACCACCCACGGAAGCUCCGUAUGUACCACCACCACCGCCGCCACCACCAGUUACAGAAGCUCCGUAUGUGCCACCACCCGUUGAGAAGAAAACGUGCGUAACUUGUAAGGAGAUCAACAUCAUCCAUGAGUACGUGAUGCCUCCGCGUAGACGGUGGGGAUGGCGCCAUCACCGUCGACGUCGACCACAUUGGGGUUACAUGAUGCCGCCUAUGAUGCCUUAUAUGCCUAUGAUGCCUCCUCCAAUGCCUCCACCACCUCCACCUCCUCCACCACCACCUCCGCCACCACCAGAACCAGAACCUGAAAUUGAAGUAGUUGUCGUUCAGCCUCCACCUCCACCACCAAAGAUAGUGAAAAUGAAAUACGUAUAUCAUCGCAAAGUGCCCUGGUACAGUUGCACAAUGUGUACGACCACGUACUCCCAAGGCACAUACUCGCCGCCGCCUUCAUCUGGAUCUUACGGCUCCAUUUCGCCGCCUCCCUCUCCUGGCUAUGGUGGGUCCCCAGAGCCGGGUUAUGGAGGUGGAGGCCCGCCACCACCAUCUAGCUAUGGACCACAUUGA